AAAUCUUCUUUCUGACAAAACAAGAACGUCUGCAGAGUUGAUGAAUUAGAUGUAUGAUGUCUUUUCCUUUUGUAUUGAUGGUGGCAUUUCAUUAUUAGAGAGGAAAAGGAGGAGGAUCAAACAGAAAACAAGAGGUUUUCAGUGUGGACGUAAUGACUUCAUGCCUAAAAUAAAUCUUCCAAUAGAAAAGCUGGGAUACAUAAAUAUAUCUACACAAUUUUUUACCUCGUAGAGUAUUUUCUUCUUUUAAUUUCACUCAAUUAAUUUUCUGUUUACUGGUUUGUGAAGCAGCAAAUGUUGAUCUUGAGGAAAAAUGUUUUUAAAAUCAUAAUCUCCAUCUUCUCAUUUUAAUCUGGUUCUUUAAAAGUAACUUUCGUGUAGAGGACGAGGAUGCCCUGAGGAGGCGGAGCCAGCCCGAUACCGACUUCCUGGAGCUUCAGCUGAGAGCGGAAUGGCUGGCUGGAGUACACGCCAUCAACCACACGGGGCGCCACACCGGAAGAACAAGCCGCAUCGGAGCCACUCAGCUGGAAACCUUCAGGACGUCUUUGAUGGAGCAACAAGGAGAAACCGUCACUGUGCAGGAUGUCAAACGCAAGUGUCACAAGUGGCGGUCAGCCUGCUGCAGGACAACUAUAGGCUUCCUAUUCCAUCCUGCUUCUUAGACAUCCUAAGGAGCGAAGAACUUGAUGACGUAAUCACCGCUCUGCUUCUGUACCUAAGCUGCUUCUUUGAGCUUGAACUGGAGGAAGGCAGUGUCAGUGCACACAUAGCCUCUAAGCAGCAGAAGAACAAGCAGACUUGGCCUAAGUUACAGAGGGCUCAAAGGAAGCUAGCUGUCUCCUACUUUAGCCUAAUGACUGGCCUGCAGACAGAAAAGCAUCAACAGCAUCCCAGAAUCACAUGUUUCAACAAAACGGAGAGUCUGCUGCAUGCUAGUUUGUACAGCUUCCUAUGUUGCGUCGCCUGGGUGGCUUUUCGCAGAACGCACAUGAAAGUAAUCCAACAUGAGGUGGGGCGACUUCUCUACUCCGACACCUUCAACGCAGCUAUGAAGGAGAGGAUGAACGAAGAGUCAAAGGGAACCUCAGCUGUUGGGUCGGCCAGUCAAAGAACCAUGGUGGACCUCAGCCAAGUGGCCUCACAGCGAUCCCCUUUGAUGAUAUGUCUGCUGCCUUCGCCCAAAGAUCGCUCCCCUCAUCUGUUUGCGGGGAUCCGGGGGCGGAGUCAGGGCUUGCCAUGGGCCAGCGUUUGUUCCUCGAGAGCUUUGAUUGAGCAGUCGAAGCAGCAGCCAGCUCCCAGCAGUUCUUCCAUUAUCGGGAAACCUCUCAGUCAGUUCUGCCGCAGCAGCCUGAGACCUUUAGUGGAACAGAUGGAAAACUGACGAAGAGGAGGAGAACGUUACACCGGACUCACUUGUUUUUUUGGUUCUACUUGUGAAAUGUGUCACUCUUCCAACACUUGGAACUUAAUUUAUUAAGAUCCUUUAUAAAGAAAAAAGUGAAUUCAAAGUAGAUUAAAAGUACAAACAAUAUUAUGUACCAUAUUUUUUAACUGUAGGGUGCAGUGGAUUAAAAGGCGCACCAUCAAUAAAUGGUUUAUUUUUGAAUUUAUAUCAUAAAAAAGGGGCACCGAAAUAUUAGGCACAUUAAGCGAGACAAAAGAGUCAGAGAUAAGUCCCUAAGUCAGUCAGACUAUAUUAACUGUGUCCACAGUAACUCAAGAACUGGUUUGUGACAUGUUACACGUUAGCCACGUCAGCGUAUUCACAGGUCUGUAACUCCUAACCUUGUUUGCAACACACUACCAACAACAAAUGUUACUGAGACUACGCUAAAUCCUAAAAUUGUUGGUAACAGGUAAAAAACACACAGUCCGACAAGGUAGCUGGGUUAGCGUAUUUACAAAACACUCAACCUUUUUUUGCAUUUUGUAAAAAAACACAACAAAACGGAUACUUUGACAGAGUGCCGUGUACCACUUAAAAUAGCUUUUUAGAUCAUUAAGCACAACCAUGAUUAAUCCACAUAUAAAGCACUCCGGAUUAUAA
Molecule: messenger RNA, 2050 nt
Organism: Oryzias latipes (Japanese medaka)
Lineage: Eukaryota; Metazoa; Chordata; Actinopteri; Beloniformes; Adrianichthyidae
Gene: ppp1r36
Product: protein phosphatase 1 regulatory subunit 36
Biological process (GO): negative regulation of phosphatase activity
Molecular function (GO): phosphatase binding
Source: RefSeq, a predicted model, not a curated record